Molecule: messenger RNA, 883 nt
Organism: Sceloporus undulatus (fence lizard)
Lineage: Eukaryota; Metazoa; Chordata; Lepidosauria; Squamata; Phrynosomatidae
Product: collagen alpha-1(V) chain-like
Exons: 5
Coding region: 114-821 (235 amino acids)
Biological process (GO): translational elongation
Cellular component (GO): nucleus; cytoplasm
Source: RefSeq, a predicted model, not a curated record
UAUAAAUAUAUAUAUUAAAGAAAAAAAAGGAGAGUGAACUAUUCCAUCAGCCUUGAGGUUUGCGUCUUUUGCACAAGCUCUUUCCGAAAAUCCUUCUUUUCCCUUGGCGGACCAUGGAUACUCACACAAGAUGGAAAAAGAGGACUUGGGUGCUGAGCUCCAGCUGCCCUUGGAGCAUAGGGCUGUUCCUAGUCUAUGUACUUGCCCAGAGCCAUGCAGCUGAACCUGCAGAUCUCUUGAAGGUAUUAGAUUUUCACAAUUUACCCGACGGUAUAUCGAAAACAACAGGAUUUUGCACAAGCCGAAGGUCUUCCAAAGGGGCAGAUGUGGCGUAUCGAGUAACAAAAGAUGCACAGCUGAGCGCCCCAACCAAACAGCUCUACCCUGCAUCUCCCUUCCCAGAAGAUUUCUCAAUCCUAACCACUGUAAAAGCCAAGAAAGGAAGCCAGUCCUUUUUGCUCUCCAUUUACAAUGAGCAAGGAAUCCAGCAGAUUGGCAUGGAGAUGGGCAGGUCUCCUGUAUUCCUGUAUGAAGACCACACGGGGAAGCCAGGUCCUGAGGAUUACCCUCUAUUCCGGGGCAUUAACCUAUCAGAUGGCAAGUGGCAUCGGAUAGCCAUCAGUGUGCACCAGAAGAAUGUCACUUUGAUUUUGGAUUGUAAAAAGAAGGUCACCAAGUUCUUGGACCGAAGUGACCAUCCCAUCAUCGACGUCAAUGGUAUCAUUGUCUUUGGAACAAGGAUCUUAGAUGAAGAAGUCUUUGAGGGUGACAUCCAGCAACUCCUCAUGGUAUCUGACCAUCGAGCUGCCUAUGUUCUGUGAGCAUACAGCCCUGACUGUGACACUGCCGUUCCAGAUGCACCGCAGUCUCAGGAUCCAAAUCC